Messenger RNA from Puccinia graminis f. sp. tritici CRL 75-36-700-3, 4538 nucleotides. RefSeq lists its product as uncharacterized. Gene Ontology annotation, molecular function: protein tyrosine phosphatase activity. Gene Ontology annotation, cellular component: nucleus; cytoplasm. Gene Ontology annotation, biological process: G2/M transition of mitotic cell cycle; positive regulation of G2/MI transition of meiotic cell cycle; positive regulation of G2/M transition of mitotic cell cycle. Lineage: Eukaryota; Fungi; Basidiomycota; Pucciniomycetes; Pucciniales; Pucciniaceae. The coding region runs from base 1668 to 4271 and encodes 867 amino acids. The record is from RefSeq and is a predicted model, not a curated record. The transcript has 4 exons.
CGUAAAUACAUACUCAACUGAAAGCCCAAUCCCCGAGCCGGGCGGGUUUGGGUUGUCAAGCCGUGUGCAGCCCGGAUGUGUGGGGUGGAGGAGGAAGGCUGCUUUUUUCUUUUUUUUCCUGACAACUCUCUUCUUGACAAUUCAUCCUUCUCAUUCCAUGUCUGUCAAUUCUACAACAACACCACUUCGCCGAAGAAAGCCUUCAAACAGUUUCGCUAAACUCCUGCUCGGAAUCGGAUCGGAUCUUUGAUAUCAUAUUUACAAUUUCUGCAGCCUCUAAACUUCCUCUCUCUCUCUCUCUCUCUCUCUUCAGAGUUCGACUGUCCCCUCUCCCUUGCAUCUGAUGGCCUCCCAUGUAUUUAUGUAUGUAAACCACCUUGCUUGCCUGGCUCGUCCGAUACUCAUUUGUGUAUAUGUAUGACUGUGUAUCAGGUGUGAGUAAAUAUGUAUGGUGUGACUGGCUGGUGAAGAAGGUGCGUGGUGGUUUUGGAUGCCUUGUUUUAAUCACCAUGUCCCCCAAAUCUCGCUAUGUCCAACUGUUUUCCCUUAUUCCUGGCGAUUCUUAAGCCUCUAGUUCUACUCCCUCUGCCUAGUCUCUCUCUACCUAUUUACUACCACCACUCUGCCUCCUUAGUACGCUCGACCAGAGAUGCCAUCUCCCAGAGAUCCACCAAGCAUCCUCCUCCCCCAACAACUCAACACGUCGACAAUAGCCUAUUGAAGAAGAGUACCACAAAACCUACUAGUCACACUCACUCACACAUCAGCAUCCUCCUACCACUCCCACCACCACCAGUCACCCGAGCCAUCCAACGACCUUGUACUAUUCUACUUUGUCUCCUUACCACCCCAGUAUUCUCAACCCUUUACGACCUCAGUCUGGCCCAAAAGGCGAAAAAAAAAGAAGGAACAACAACUCAAACAAACUCACCUUCCCGCCUCCUAGUCUAACCAACCUCACAUAACAGCCUCUGUGAUCAGCACCUACCACCACCAAGUCACCCCACCGGCCUUCCUUGGUUCCCUUGGUCGAAAAAUUCAUCCAGGAUCCAACUCUCCUUGCACUACACCCUCUUUUUUCGUCAUACGCCGGCACACACGGUACACACCUCCAAGGCUCACUCAUGCUUACAAGACCAAUUGGCCCUCCUCCUUCUUGUCCAUAAAUACCAGCCAUCAGACCCACUGGCUGCUCUUCUUUCGUCCCCCAUCCACUCACAACAACUGCCUCUCUCGAGCUUGUGACAUCGGACAUACACCAUUCUAGAACAAACUUCUUGAGCCACUACAACAACAUACCUUUUAGAUAUUUAUUGCGAACUGUAACCGUCCUUGUGCUUGCCUUAUCCCAGUCUAAAGACGUUGCUCAUCAUCGUCCCCCUUACAGUAGGAUUACUGAGACUCAAGCCUAAGCAUCUCCGCUAAACAUCUUUGACGCGUACCCGUUUGUUGAAUGAGCAGUACCGCUGGUCUAUUACCACCCUGAGCACUUCCAACUCAUUCCAUCCCUCCACAUUCCGCUCGACAUCUUCCGUGUGACACGUUGCUUGUUCAUACCCCCAAUCGGCGCUAGUCCUACUGUCGAUCUCUCAAUCCUUCUAUUUGUCCUCAGAUAUAUUUCUUGAUCUCGCGUCCUUACCCCAAGACAUAUACCUCUAUUACCCACGAUGGCAUCCUCACAUCUUGUCUCCUCCUCUCCUACACCUGCCCACCAGUUACACCAUCCAUUCCGCCGCUUCGAGGCUCAGCCUUCCCCACUUUCCACAGCACGUGUCCAUCGAGGAGCUAACCGUAGUAGUCACGCGCACCAGGAUGACCAGAGAUUGGCCGGAUCCGAUGAGCUCAUCGAGGUUGAAGACCAGGAAGAAUACGGUGACCAGACCCAAGAGACUGACAUGCUCGAGGAUGAUGACCAAGUUGAUAUGGCGGACGACUUCAACCAACACGCUUCUGAAGGAGAGUAUGACGACGAUGUAGAGUGCGAGGAAGAGGUCGACGACGAGGAGGAGGUCGAUGACGAGGAAGAGGUCAAUGACGAGGAGGAAGAGGAGGAGGAGGAGGAGGAGGAGGAGGAGGAGGAACCAGCUGAGCAAGCUAUGGACGAGGCUUCCAGUCCAACAUUAGAUGCCUCAUUCGCAACCUCCAUGUCCAUCGCCACGGCCCCUCCAACGCCGUCUCCCAAUCCAUAUGGGACGACCUUCCCUUCGAAUGGUCGUGAUCGGAUUAUGGCCAAGAGCCCAUUCCUUCCAGCUCACCUCUUCGAGCCCAACCCCAACGCCAUGCCUCCAUCAUCAUCUCCAUGUCGCAUGGACAUUUCCCCCGCCCCGACCCGACGCCGCUGCAGUAUACCCAAAAAUUCUCAGCAAUCAAACGGGUUUCACUUCUCCGAUGACCCAUUCGCGGCGGGCCCUUCGCACUCACAGCCGAAGACUCACUGGAUGGCCAGUCCGACCACAAGUGAAACUCGGCGGGCCAUCGGGAUAAAGAAGGUACCUUCGCGACCGAGGCUAUCCACUGAUUCCGUGCCAGGUAGACCUGGCCAGAAAUCUUCACCUUGCCCCAUCCCUCGGGCCAGUAGCGAUGGGAUGGACAUCGACUCUCCUGUCAAUGUCCAACCGACGCAAGACUGCGGGAUGAACAUCUGCAGUUCUUCGAUGGGAGCUGAGGUCGAGGACCAGCAGACUGGCCUUCCUCUUUUCCGACAGCGCACAUCGCGCUCAACCAGUCAAAGCAGCACUGGGAAACGAAGUCGGUCGGAUGACGAGGAGGACGACUUCCAAGUCACCUAUUCUCGUCGGGGCAGCGGCAGCAGCACUCAUCGUCGGGGCAGCGGUAGCAGCACUCAUAGUCGCGCACCGGGUGCCCACAAACGCGUCCCGAGCCCUCCCCGAUUGGCUCUUCCUUCACAGUCUCAGGCCGGCCGCUUGUUUGCACCAAACACCCGCUCACCGGUCAAGCAGACUGGGGCACUCUCGCCCUUCCUCUCAUCCUCGUCGCCAAGCGACACCGUCAGCCCGAGCAUCAAAGCGGCGGCCAACAUGACUUUGGGUCGCAAAGCCGGGCAACGCUCACUGUCCGGAUUUCGUUUCCCAGCCUCCAAGUCGAACAUCCCCUCGGUCGCUAUCCCUCCCAGCGGUCGUCCUCAACACAGCGGCAAGGGCAGCCUGGGCUCUGCCUCCGCAAUUGCUGUUGCUCCUCGGCGUCCUGGCUUAGGUGUGGUACAGAGCAGCGCGACACUUUUUGGUCGCCAUCAAUCCACGUCGACGACGCGAAACGUCGUCAACCGCCAACGCGACGCUAGUGGAAGGCCUGCCUCGAAGACUCGCAGAGCCAUCAGCUUCGCUUCCAGCAAAGCUGGAAACAUGAGCCUUUUCCUCCAAGGCAAUAACAUGGUCGUUGACCCCGACGAAGAUGAUGAUGAGUCGCUGGAUGCCAGCACGAUCUUCAACUGCUCGCCAGUGCCCCGGGGCUCUCUAACCGCCAAUCCUUUGGUCAGCGGCACCUGGCCUAAGACUUCUGAGAGCCCGAUUCGCCCGAACAGGAGUGCCAGCUACAACGACUCCUCGGUGCGGAACCUGACCAGGAAGACUUCGGCACCUGGUCCCUCGAGCUCAUUGGCUCCUCCCCCCUUCCCUCACACUAUGGCUUACCAGAGUCCGGUCAAGCCGUUGGUCGCUACCAUGGGCGCUGCGGUCGAGAGUCCUGUGGGGAUGCCGUUCAGUGAAAAGGAGCGAGCCGGCAAGAUCCUACCUUGCCAUAAGGUAUCCAACGACGGUCUCAUGCGGAUCUCACCGGAGACGAUGGACCGGUUCAUAGAAGGGUCGUACGACGACAGCAUCUCCCACAAGGUCAUCGUGGAUUGUCGCUUCGGGUACGAAUUUGAUGGCGGACAUAUCCGAGCUGCCAUCAACAUCCAGGACAAGAAGGCUGUCGACAGCAUGCUUCUCAAAGGAGAAAUCUUCGCACGCGGGCAAAGUGAUGUGCCUUUGCCCAGUGAGUCCGGGAAGGCAGACUCGGCGGGACGGAAGAAGAAAGUGGUAGUAGUAUUCCACUGUGAAUACUCUGCCAUGAGGGCACCUACGGUUGCCAAGUACCUUCGUGAGCAAGAUAGGCACAUGAACAUGCCGCACUACCCCGCCCUCCACUACCCAGAGGUCUAUAUCCUCGAGGGCGGCUAUGCCAAGUACUUCGCCCACUCUCCCCAACACUGUGAGGGGAGCUACGUGCGGAUGGACGACCCGAGCCAUCGCAGCGACCGACAUGCGACCUGAACCAGUUCAGGACGCGUGAGCUGCGGUCUCUCACGGGCCAGAGCUACACCUAUGUGAUAGCAGAGUCGUCAGGCCGCAGCGUCCAGAAGCAGCCGAUCUUCGGCCAAGCCCGCGGCGAGUCUCACCGCUCGCGAGACAAGUUCGGGGCUAGACAAAACAGUGAGUCCUCCUCACAGUACUCCAAGAUCGUCGAGGAGGACGAGGAUGACCUUGCCAGUCAUCAGGCUUAGGCACAAUAGCCUUCGCCCCAGCCCCCUUCAUCCCCCC